Molecule: messenger RNA, 1365 nt
Organism: Coniosporium apollinis CBS 100218
Lineage: Eukaryota; Fungi; Ascomycota; Dothideomycetes
Exons: 2
Coding region: 1-1365 (454 amino acids)
Cellular component (GO): RNA N6-methyladenosine methyltransferase complex; nucleus
Molecular function (GO): nucleic acid binding; methyltransferase activity
Source: RefSeq, a predicted model, not a curated record
AUGGCGUCCAAGCAGCCUCUAGACCCUAUUCUCUAUCGGAACGCUGAAGGCGAUGUUACACUCAUUGACAUUCCAACAUCAAUCGCCGCUGCCCAAGGAACAAAAGAUCAUCCCGCCUUCAGCAGGUUGCUGUCAUCAAAGCCCCAAGAAGUGCCUUUUGCUAUGAACGAUCCCAAGUCGGAUGAUGCAAAGAGCAAACUGGCGGAGAACACAGUGGAUGCAGCUCUACACGAGGAAUAUCGCUCGAUCACAGAGCGAGCGCUAAAUGCAAUCAGAACCAACUUUCAAGGAAACUGGUGUCAUCCACGGGAACUGUUUCCGGAAAUCCAAUUGAAAGGCAACAACCGGGAAUCGAUGAAGCGCGAAGACCACCAGCCUGGGACUACUGAGAACACCUUCGACGACACAUUGUCAUGGCGUGAAGAGUCAAUCGAGAAGAGCAUGGCCCGAUUAACAGGACUGCCGCAAGAUCUGCUUCCACAGCUUGCGGAACAAUGCGACUCGAAACAUGGAGACAAAAAGCGCUUUCUCGUCAAGUACAGUAGCCCGAAGACCACAGAUGAAACGAAUUCAGAGGAGGAGAAAGACAAGGAAGGUUAUCUUCCUUACGAGCCUCUGCAAUAUAACCUUGACGACAGUGUCCUUCGAUUGACAGUGUUGGAUAACUUGGUUACGGGAAAGGCCGCCUACACAUUCAGGGUUCCUCCACGGGCAAGUUGUUUAUCUGGCGACUGCUCCGACGCCACAUCACUCCGCGCCGCUAUCCGCACGAUAGCACAGGAGUAUGAUACGCCUCGCAAAUUCGAUCUCAUACUGCUCGAUCCACCCUACACGAAUCAUUCCGCUAAACGCAAGAGGGCAUACUCAACGGAUUCGUUGGGCAACCUCAAGGACUCCUUGCUGCGAAUGGACCUACCCAUUGCAAAUAAUGGCAUUCUGGCCGUCUGGAUCACCAACAAGCCAGCUAUACGCACCAUGAUCCUCGGUGCUGGAGGAAUUUUCGAGAACUUCAAUGUCGGCUUGAUUGAGGAGUGGAUUUGGGUCAAGACGACCGUGAAGGGCGAGCCCAUGUUUGCACUCGACAGUUCCUGGCGCAAGCCAUACGAGGUUCUGCUUGUAGGAAAAGCCGCGGCCAACCCAUAUACCGUGGCAGAACCAGCAACAGAUGUGAAGAGGAGAGUCAUUGCUGGCGUGCCGGAUCUUCACUCACGAAAGCCAUGCUUGAAGAACCUCCUGGAAUCGUUAAUGGCCGAUCCGAACUCGUACACCGCGAUUGAGCUCUUCGCCAGACAUUUGGUGUCAGGGUGGUUCUCCUACGGUAAUGAACCGCUACGUUUUCAAUGGGAUGGCUGUUGGGCGGAUUGA